AAUCAACCCAAUUGGUUUUCAAUUGGGAGAGACCAUAUUCCUAUCUCAAAUUAGUUUGCGUUCUCGAAAGAGUCCCAUAGUUUCUGUCGCUAUUAAUACUUUUCUGAGAAAUCAACGGAGAAGAAACACACAAUUUUGGAAACGAGAAGUGGAAAUCGAAAAGAAAGAAAGAGACGAGAGGAUCAUACAAACAUUCCUCGUCUUUGCUUGCUUCCUUCGGCUCCAAACAAACCCCUCGCCAAGGAAUUUGAAAGAGAAGCAGCAAACGAGAAGUUUUCAUAUAAUAUGGCUUCGAGACGAGGAAUACCAAUAACGACGACACUGUAUUUUUUGUUGCAAAUUGUUACGUUUGUCGGUUGUGGCGGUUUCUUGGCUGAUGCACAAAUUCCCGUUGUAGCUCCGGGAUCUGGUGGUGCAGCACCUAAACCUGGUGGUGCACCUAUUAGCGCACCUGGUCCUGGCGGUGCAACAUCUAAACCGAGUAGUGCACCUAUUGGUGGACCUGGUGCUGGUGGUACAACUCCAGGUCCUGCAGGUGGUGCAACUCCUGGACCUGCUGGUGCACCAAUCGGAGGACCUGGUAGUGCAACUUCUGGACCUGCUGGUGCACCUAUCGGUGGACCAUCUAGCGGUACUAUAUUUGAGGUCACAAAAUAUGGCGCCAUUCCUGAUGGGAAGACCGAUAUGAUGAUGGCCUUCCUAAAAACAUGGGUAGGGGCAUGUAACUCGCCGACGCCGUCGACGAUUGUGAUUCCGGCGGGAGACUUCUUAUGUGGCCUGGCGGUGGUUACCGGACCAUGUAAAGCCCCAAUCGAAGUCCAAGUUCUUGGAACCAUUUCGGCUAAAGACCCAAUUAUCGGCGAUAAUUGGUUCGUCUUCAAACAUAUCGAAAACUUCGUACUCUCCGGGACCGGCACAUUCGACGGCAAAGGCGCCGGCAAAACGGAGCCCAAUGCAGCGAAUCUCAGGUUCCAGUCGGUCACCAAUGGCCUGGUCACCGGAAUCACGAGCAAAGACAGCAACUUCUUCCACAUGGCCGUCCUCGACUCCAAAAACGUCACCUUCACAAAAGUCAACAUCACGGCCGCCGGUGACAGCCUCAACACCGACGGCAUCCACCUCAGCAUGUCCAGCGACAUCAACAUCAUCGACGUCACCAUCGCCACCGGCGACGACUGCAUCUCCAUGGUCGACGGCGUCACCAACGUCAACAUCGAGGGGGUGACGUGCGGUCCGGGCCACGGGAUCGCCAUCGGAUCCCUGGGGAAGUACCCCAACGAAUCUCCGGUGACCGGAAUUCACGUCAAGAAUUGCACCCUCAAGGACACGGAAAACGGCGUCAGGAUCAAGUCGUGGCCGGAUCAGGAGGCCGGAGUUGCCUCCGACAUACAUUUCGACGAUAUUACGUUGGAUGAUGUGCAGAACGCCAUCAUUAUUGACCAGGAGUACUGUCCCGAUGGUGCAUGCAAGUCCAAGGGACCAUCGAAGGUCAAAAUCAGCAACGUGACGUUCACAAACAUUCAUGGGACUACGACGGACCCAGAUACGAUCACGUUGAAGUGCAGCAGUUUGAAUCCGUGUGAAGGAAUUGCGUUGACCGACAUUGAUCUAACCUGUACGAAGGGUGGUGCCAAAUCGACGUGCAUCAAUGUUAAGCCGAUAAUUUCGGGAAAGCCGCCGCCGCCCGGUUGCUAAUACUCGAUUUGAUUUAUUUCUAAUGACGGAUCAUUUCCUGAUGAUCAAUUAAUUGAUUGGAACUAGUUAUACAUAUUGUAUACAUAUAUUCCCUUUUUUGUUUUUUUGUUUUUUUUCUUCCUUCUUUUGAUUCGGAUUGUUUAAUCUUCGUCAUUAGCUAGAAGCAUGCCCUUAAAUUUCAAGUUGGUUUGCUUAUGAGGGUUGUGACUCAAUUUCAUGACUUGUUUGUUUGUAUGUUGUAAUUUUUCGAUCUGUAUCAUAUUGUAGGUAUUUUAUGUUUUGAAAAUAGAUAAUUUUCAAUUGUAACUUAUUCUCUUGUAUCAGAUGCAAUAUACUAUUAAAUUCCUU
Linum trigynum is the source of this 2043-nucleotide messenger RNA. NCBI's taxonomy places the organism in Eukaryota, Viridiplantae, Streptophyta, Magnoliopsida, Malpighiales, Linaceae. The record is from the annotation of a GenBank genome assembly.